UUAAUAAUGUUUCCUUUAUUUAGUGUUUGAUAUCCCACAUGCUUGUAACUAAGAUUUUACAGCAGUUUGUAGAGUUUUAUAUCUAACUGAUAUUUAUUACGAAGAAACAAUUGAGAAAUAAUACUCCAUGAAGUAUUAUGGGUGGCACAGAAACAGCCAAUUCUGGCCUAACAGGCAAAUCAAAACCACCCCUACCUCCCAAACCAAUAAUUGUUCCACAUCAUGGUGUCCACCGGGCAGGUACACGCAAUAUUAUAGAACAUUUACCAAAAACAUUAAAUGACAAAAUGCCAGUUGAGAAAUCUGAAGAUAUAAAAACAAAAGAAACAAAUGAAAGCAUUAUUACUAAAUCUAGACUGAUGAAAGACAGUACAUUUGAAGAUAAAAACGCAGAGAGUUCUCUCUCAUCUCAAACUAAAGAUAAAAGUGGUCAAACUGUAACAAGUGGAACAUCAGUUAUGUCUUCAUCAGUUCUUUCAGAAAGGAGUAAUAUUAAAAAACCUGCUACAAGAGGCAGAUUAAGAAGAUCUUCUAGGCAGAGUAUAGAAAAUGGAGAAUCAGGUGAUGAAGCUUGCUGCAUGAGAAUUGGUGGGAUGAUCCGUAAUAAAGCUUUUGAUUUGGUGCCACAGACUAAAUUACUUUCUUCAGCUAAACCAAAACUAGAAACCAAAUCAAAAGUCAGACGGCAUAGAGGAAGUCAAGAAUUUCAGAAGAGUGGUAGUGUUGGUGAUGAUCUUUCAAUUGAUGGUAGUCAUGGAGUAAGAUUUGUAGAUGAUGAUGAAACUGAAUCAUCUACUGAUUACAGAGACAUUGAUGAAAACAGUGUAUUUUUACUUGAAUUUGCAUGUCAUUCUGAUGCACAAACAAUAUCAAGAGGUGAAAGCUGUAUGGACUAUUCUGAAAGUGGUUAUUAUACAUCAGAUGUAACAACAAAAGAUGAUGAUAACAUUCCUGAAGAAGUAAUAUCCGAUAAAGAAAAAUUUAAAGAAUCUCAAAUUGUUGAGACAUCUGAAACUAAAAAUGUAGAUACUUGUUUGACAAAAAAUGAAAAAGAUGUAUUUGAUUUUCAAAAAACAAGUGAAAAUUCAGAAUCUGAUGCUUUAAAAAUAGUAUCCAAAGAAAAUGGGACAGAUGUGGAAGUUGAAAGUCAAAAAACUGAUGUCAGUUUGGAUGAAACAUCCAAAGAAAUGUCUCACUCUGAUGCUACAGAAGAUGCUAUACUUAUUGAAGAUAAGAAAAAAAUUAAAAAAGUGCCUAAUCAAAUUAAAAAGAGAAUAAAAUCACCACCACGGCCCCCACCACCACCACCACCACCACCACCACCACCACAAAAGUGUGAAGAUAUAUCACAGCAGGUAAUUUUAGAUCAUGAAUCAGUUUGUAAAAAUGAAAUUAAAUCUGUUGAAGAUGAACAAACUGUUAAUUUGAAAGAGAAAGUAAGUGAUUCAAUACAAAAUGAAGAUAUUGUACUUCCAAAAGAAGUAGAAAGUAAACCUAAAAAAAGAGUUGUUUCUCCUCCCAGACCACCUCCUCCAAAGUUGACUGAAGUAGAAAAACUGGAAGAAGUAACCAAAACUGAAACUAAAUCAGAGUAUAUUAAUCCAUUUGAAGAAGAAACUAAAACUGAAGAUGUAGCUAAACUAGAACUCGAUAUUAUUGAAAAUGAGGCUAAACCAGAACUUAAUAUUAUUGAAAAUGAAACUAAAUUAGAACAAGUAAAUAUAAAAGAAAUUGAAUUGAAGUCAGAAACUGUUAAUGAAGACAAAAAUAUAACAGAUGCAUGUAAGUUAAAACAGCAAUCAUUUCCAACUAAAAAAAUAUAUACAUUUCCAAGAAAAUAUCCACCUCCAAUUCCAGUUAAACCAUUUGCUAAAAAAGAACAAAAAGAAAAUGAUGUAGAGUAUGAUAAAGAAAACAUUGAAAAGUCAGAUACUUCUAAUAAAGAAAAAGAAGUUUCAAAAUUGUCUUCUGUAUCACCAAAAACAUUUCCCAGAAGUGGAAAACGUAGUCCAAUGCGAAUCACUCCAUUGAAAAAAAUAGAAUCUGAAUCGGCAAUGAAGUCUCCUGAAAAAUCAAUUCUUACUACUGUUGUUAAAAAUUCUUAUCUUGAAGGACUUCAAUCUCUUCCUUCUCAGAAAUCUCCAAAAUUAAAACGAAAUAUACCAUCUCGGCCACCACCACCAUUGCCUCGUAUUCAACAUGGUGAUGCUACAAAUUCUCUUGGAGAUUCUGAAGAAAAUAAAAUUAUAACUGAAGAUAAACAAGAGUUUCCUAUUGAAGAUGAAAUUGUUAGUAGUGCUUUGAAAUGCAAUACAAAUAAUGUAAAUCUUGAUGAAUCAUUACCAGUUGAACAAGAUUUGUCAGAAACCAUUGAGAAAACUACAGCUCCUUUAGAUAGUGUUGAAAAUGAUGAUGAUAAAAAGGUAGCAUUAAAUUCUGAAUGUAUUGAUCAUCAAUUAGACGACACACACUGUUUUACUUGGCCAGUUGCAGCAGAAAGAAAAAAGAAAAAAUUAAAAUCUCCACCAAGGCCUCCGCCUCCAUCAGAACUUCAUAAAACACCAAUUGUUACAUCAGAAACAAAGAUUAAUGAAAAGGUAACUGAAAUCUCAACUUUAGAUUCACGAGGGAGAAAACGUGUAAAAUCUCCACCUAGACCUCCUCUUCCAUGUACUCGAUUACCUAAAGAUGAUAAAAUUAAUGGAAUGAAAAAUAAAGAUCAAACCACAAAAUCUCCUCCAAGACCACCAUUACCAGAUCAAAAAACUUUAAAGAAAACAGAUGAUUAUAGCUCUAAAGAGAGAGUCUCUGGUGAAGAAACUGGUGGAAAACGAGUAGUUUCUCCACCAAGACCACCCCCACCAAUAUAUGAAAAACUCCCUAAACAGAAAACAAAAUCAGAUGUAAUUUCUGAUGAUGCACAAGAGAAACCUUCAGUUGAAAGUAGAAAAUCUGUAGCAUCACCUCAAAGACCACCACCACCAAUUUAUGAAAAGAUCAUUACAAAGAUAGAGGAUAAAGAUUCAUCUGAUAAAAAUAUACCUGAGCCUCUUGAUAAAGUAACAGAAGAAGAAGGAAAAAUAGAGAAAUUGUCUAGUUUACCUGAAACAUCUGUCUCGGAAAAUUCAACAACAACAAAAAAACGAGUGACAUCACCUCCAAGACCACCACCUCCAAUAUAUGAAAAAUUGCAUCCCAAAAAAGAUGAAGCAUUAACACACAUUUCUGAAAAAGUAUUAGAACAAAAACUAGAGCAGUCUCUAGAAUCAUCAGUUCCUGUAUCACCUACCUCAUCUAUUGCAAUGCAUGAAUAUGAGGAAAUAAAAUCUCCUCCAAUUUUUGAUGAACAGCCAUCUAAAAAUUUGUCUACACUACCGCCAAAAGCACCACCCAGAGUUAAAAGAAAUAGAUCUAGAACAGUAGAGAUAGUUAGUUUAACAGAGAAACCACAAAGAAGGAAACGGAGAAGUCAUUCUCUCUCUGAUUCUGAUGUUUCUAAAAAACUAGAAGACAGAGACUUAUUAAGUGUAUCACCACCCCUCAAGGACAUAAAAACUCUGUAUACUACUGUUCAGAAGGAACGUGGAAAGAUGACAUUUCAAGAACCAGAUGUUAGUGAAGAAGGAAGAGCAUCCCCAAGUUACGACAAAAUGAAAUUUAGACCAUUGCCGCCACCACCACCACCACCUCGAUCUAGGUCGAGAUUAAGUACUUCUCAUUCUCCAGCAAGUUUAAGGAGAAGUUCUAUAACAGAUGAUACAAAACCAGAAGUUAAGCAACAAGAUAUUGAUUCUGAAAUUAGAAAAGAAACAGCUGGAGAAGAUACAGAAGAUAAAUUGGUUAAUUGUGAUGAGAUUGCAAAUAUUUCAACUUCUUCAUAUUAUACUGUAACAGAACAAGAAUCUGAUAAAAAUGAAGAUGUUGACAUUUUAGAGAAUAUUAAUACUGUUGAAGGAAGCGGAGAAUCAAAAUGUGCAUUUUUUAUAGAAAAAUCAAAACCUAAAACUGAAAGAAGAAAAUCUCAGAGUCCAAUAAGAUCUAAAUCUUCUAGUCCAACAAAACAAAAAUCAGGUACCUCCAGUUGGUAUGAUGAAAGUGAUGUUUCUGGUGAUCUUGGAGAUGUUGAUACAUCUGUGAGCUCUCAGAAAGAAUCUAUGGAAGGAAUCAACAACUGUGAAGAAACUAAAGACUCCAGUAAUUCUCCCACUAAUAAACAAAAACAAGGAAAAACAAAAGCAGAGACUUCAAAAAAGAAUAGUAGAAGUUCAAAAUUUUAUUGUGAUAUUAAUGUAACUACAGCAGGAGAACCACAAGAUGAGAAGGAAGUAACAGAAAGUGAGCGUCCAGUUUCUUCAGCUAGUUUUGUUGAAAAAUCAAUACAGACAUCACCAGAAAGAGAACUAAGUUCAGUUAAAGAUGAGCAUUCAGAUGACACAGAUGAUUUAUUAGAUCGUGCUCGAACAGUACAAAUGGAAUUAUGUUUAAUGUUAGAAAGACGUAAAAGAAGAAAAGCUCAAUCAACAGAUGACACAAAGAGUUCAUGUUCUUAUUCUCCUUCACCAAAAGCUCUUCCUAGACAUAAAAUAAAACCUUUAGUUGAUGCAUCAUCUGAUCAUUCUCCUCAGCCACAAUCUACAGAAUUCAGACUUCCUAUAUCGAGUGCACGAUCAUCUAAUUCUGAAUUAAGUUGGCAAGGAUCAUCAUCUGAAGAAAGUGAAGAUGAGAAAGCAGACCAUUUACCUAGUUUUCUUCAAACAAAGAAACAAAAGAAGGCAUUUUUUAUUGCAAGAGAAAUUAUGACAUCUGAAGAAGUUUUUCUUAGUUGUUUAAAGUUAUUGAAUGAAGAUUAUCGUGCUUGCAUUAAAAAAGCCAAUGAAGAAAGAGGUGGAACCAUAAUAUCAGAAGAAAUGAUAAAUUGUUUCCUUGGUUAUUUUCCUCAGUUGCAAACUUUGAAUCAGAAUCUGUUGAAUGAUUUGAAAGAUAGAAUUGAACAUUGGGAGGAAACUGGAAAAAUUGCUGAUGUGAUAGUAAAAAUUGGACCAUUUUUGAAAUUAUAUUCUUCAUAUAUACGAGACUUUGAUUCAUUAGAAGCUGCUUUUGAUGAUGCUCGCAGAAAAUAUCCUCUGUUUGAUCAAAUUACUAAAGAAUUUGAAAUGAGUUCACAUUGUAAAAAGCUUGCAUUAAAGCAUUAUAUGCUUAAACCUAUUCAAAGAAUACCUCAAUAUCGUCUGUUAUUGCAAGAAUAUUUGCAGAAUCUUACAGAAGAUUCCCCAGAUUAUGCUGAUACAGUGAAUGCAUUACAAAUAGUCAGUGAGGUUGCCAAUCAUGCUAAUGAAACCUUAAAAUUAGGAGAUAAUUUUCAAAAAUUGGUAUCGAUACAGAAUAGUAUAUUAGGAUCAUAUGAAAUUGUUCGGCCAGGAAGAAUAUUCUUGAAAGAAGGCGAACUUAUGAAACUUUCUCGAAAAGAAAUGCAACCAAGAUGGUUUAUAUUGUUCAAUGAUUCACUUUUUUAUCUCAUCUGCAUGCAACAAGGCUUGUAUAAAGUGAAUUAUGAAUUGCCCUUAACAGGAAUGAAAGUUAGCAUUCCUCAGCAUCAAGACUAUAAAAAUGAAUUUAGCAUUAUAAGUGUUACAAGAUCAUUUACACUGGCUGCUAGAUCUUUAGAAGAACGUCAAGAAUGGGUUGAUGCAUUGAAUAAAGCCAUCGAAGAAAAUGCUUCUAAACGGAGUACCUUUACAACAGCUAUGUUACAGAAGGAUAAAGGAGAAAAGUCAGAUAAUGCUUUUGUUUUGGGAAAGCAAGCACCUGUAUGGAUUCCAGAUGCUCGGGUGACAAUGUGUCAGUUGUGCACUAGAGAAUUUACUGUUACAUUUCGACGUCACCAUUGUCGUGCCUGUGGAAAGGUUGUUUGCUCUCUAUGUUCAGGAAAUAAGGCACCUUUGCAAUAUAGAAACUUUCAGGUUGCUAAAGUUUGUGAUGAAUGUUUUCAAGUGCUUCAAAAAGAAUAUGAAGCUGUGGAACCAACUGAGAAAACCUCAGAAGUGGGUGAAUCGGGAACCAGUUCUGAACUAGGAGAAACUGAUAGUGAUUCUUCACAUGCUUUCGCAUCAAUUAAAGCUCAGUUUAAAGGAAAUGUCAAAGCAGCAGGUAAAAAGAUUAAAAGGCAUCUUCCAAGUGUUUUGAAAGAGGUAUGUGCCAAUGAUCAGGGUUCAACUAUUAGUGGAUAUUUACGUAAAAGAGAGCGUAGAAAUUGGAAACCUUACUGGUUUGUUUUGAAAGAUAAAGUUCUCUACAGAUAUAAAGCUUGUGAGGAUGUUGCAGCUUUAGAAAGCAUUCCUUUACUUGGUUUUCAAGUGGAGACUUUUACUCAGUCCUAUGAAAAUAUAGAAGCAGAAUUAUUAUUCCAACUCACUCAUGCUGGGCAAUUACCCAUAAUAUUUUAUACUGAUUCUCCAACAUCUACUGAAAGGUAAGCAAUAUAAUAAAACA
Messenger RNA from Centruroides sculpturatus (bark scorpion), 6489 nucleotides. RefSeq names its product titin-like. NCBI's taxonomy places the organism in Eukaryota, Metazoa, Arthropoda, Arachnida, Scorpiones, Buthidae. The record is from RefSeq and is a predicted model, not a curated record. The transcript is spliced from 17 exons. Gene Ontology annotation, cellular component: cytoplasm. The coding region runs from base 138 to 6473 and encodes 2111 amino acids. Gene Ontology annotation, molecular function: metal ion binding; guanyl-nucleotide exchange factor activity.